AUGACCACGCCGCGAUCGACGCCCCUGACACUGACAGCUUGGCGUUGCUGCACUGAGGCCCGAACCCCACCACCACGGACCUGCAAAUGCCUCCAGGCAACCCUUCGACCGGCUAAACAAAGUCGACGCCAACAACCUACCAUGAACGGCCACGCUGCGCGCGGUGGAAGGAAGACAGACGCGGAGGUGCAUGAUAUUAUGGGCAAGCCAGGAUUGCAUUACGACAUCAUCGAGGAGGGUCCGUGCUCGACAGUCGCGCGGGCGUGGACGGCGAUCGAGGAUGGCAAGCCGCAGUGGGUCGUUGUGAAGUCGGCGCCGACGGUGCGCAAGUUUGCGAGAGAGCCGCACGAUAUCCUCAAAGAGCUGCGUCUGCUGUCGUCGUUGGCCCAUCCUAAUAUCGUGAACAUCAUGGGCAGCUUCGUUGACAAGCACGAGAUGACACUGAGCAUAUAUAUGCCCUACCUGCCCAUCUCCCUCGCGGAAAUACUCGCUUCACCUCUAUUCUCUCCAUAUCCGCUUCCUUCGCUCAGUGUGCCUGAUGAAAAUACCUUCAAGCUCCCGGACGAACGAUUCAAAAUUAUCUCCAAGAGCAUCAUGUUCCAGACCCUAUGUGCACUUGCGUUCUUGCACGACGACAAAAGGCGGAUCGCACACAGGGAUAUCAAACCAGAGAACAUCAUGCUGACGAAGGAGGGCUGCGUCAAGCUGAUCGAUUUCGGGACAGCCUGGAAGGAGAAAGAGUCGGAAGAGGCGAGAAUUGGCGACCUCUGGUCGGAAUGCCCAGGAAGGCUCUACUUCGAGGUGUCUACAAGAGCGUAUCGAGCUCCGGAACUACUCUUCAGUUCGAGGUCGUACGACCCCAUCGCGUUAGAUCUCUGGUCGCUCGGGGCCACUUUUGCCGAAUUCUUUACCCCUCUCCGGCUGUCCAGCGAGGAGGAGGAUGAGUGUGACGACGACGACGACGAAGACAAAGAAGAGCCAGAGGACGACCAACCACGUCCUCUUGAGCCCUUUAUCGUGCCCAAGUACCUCAGGAUAGGAUACCCCGGCGCGCAGUGGACACGCGACACACUUUUCAAUGGCGAGAGAGGCGAGAUCGGGCUUGCAUGGAGUAUCUUCAAAAUUCUCGGCACGCCGACGGACGAGACUUGGCCGGAAUUCGAAGACCUCCCAGGAUCAAAAUCUGUCGUCUUCAAUAUCGUACCACCCGUUCCUCUGGCUCCACUUCUGCCUAACCUUCCGCCUUCUUCGUUGGCGCUCGAUCUUCUCCAGCGAUUCCUGGUGUACCCAGCUUCACAGCGCCUGAGGGCUCGGGACGCCCUCCGGCACGAUUGGUUCGCUUCUACUAUGGCUUGUACGACGUCAAAACUCAUGAGAGAUCCGGAGUCUGUCGUGUUGUUGCCGAAGGGGUACUCAUUAGCGCUGGCUUUCGAGACGGCAACCUUAGGCUUGAAGAACGUCAUCAGGAAUGAAUGGAGGAGCAAGUCACUUGCUGAGUAUUUGGAUUCGGCGUUGGUUGCCAUUCCUCGAGGCACAGACAUGUAG
Molecule: messenger RNA, 1545 nt
Organism: Cyclocybe aegerita
Lineage: Eukaryota; Fungi; Basidiomycota; Agaricomycetes; Agaricales; Hemipholiotaceae
Source: the annotation of a GenBank genome assembly